This is a messenger RNA of Pygocentrus nattereri (red-bellied piranha), 1165 nucleotides long. It is a transcript of the gene them6, whose product is annotated as thioesterase superfamily member 6. Bases 87 to 704 code for a protein of 205 amino acids. The transcript has 3 exons. The record is from RefSeq and is a predicted model, not a curated record. Lineage: Eukaryota; Metazoa; Chordata; Actinopteri; Characiformes; Serrasalmidae.
GCUUGACACGGGGCCAGUUCAGCUGUCGAGCUGUGCCGACACAGAGGGCGCGCUGUGAGAAGGAGAAACAGGAGAAACUCCUGGCAAUGGAGGACAUGCUGUUAUUAGUGUUAGCUGUUUUGCUGGUGCUCUUCUGCAGCGUGGAUGUUUGGUACUAUCUGCGAAUUCUGUCUUUGCUUGUCCGGGCCUGGUGGCUGUCUCCUGUGUUUGAUGUGACAGGGGAGCAGACUUUGGGGGGCCGUGUCCUCCUCAAUGACAUUGACCUGUGCCACAUGAACAACGCCCGCUACCUGCGCGAAUGUGACUUUGCCCGCAUCUCCCUGUAUGCCCGCAAUGGGGUACUCAAGACGAUGAGGGCUCUGGGGGCCACUGCGGUAGUCGCAGCGACCACAAUCCGCUACAGACGACCAGUGUGCAUUGGUGAAGCGUUCGAGCUACGCAGCCGGAUUGUCACGUGGGACGAGAAGGCGUUCUAUCUGGAGCAGCGCUUCGUGUCCUGUAAAGACGGCAUGGUGGCCGCGAUUAUGUUCUGCAAACAGAGCGUACUGCGGAGCAGCCCAGACAAAAUCCUACAGCACCUCUGCCAGAGGAAAGUUGAAGUUCCUGAGUUUCCUGAAGAAUUGCAGCACUGGAUCAACUUUAUGAGCGCCAGCAGUCAGGCUCUCAAGGCCGAGAGCGGAGUGGAUGAGAAGAAGAGCGAGUGAAGACAGAAAUGAACGUGCUGCCUUUAUGGGGCAGUAACGUACAUGUUUACAUGACGAAUACUCGGGGAGUCGCACACAAAAUGCAUCAGUACUCACACUGCCUGGGAUGCGCAAUGUAAAUGGAAACUUGAAUGUGGUUUACAUUAAUUAGAUCACAUACAUGGAAACUGUGUGUAGAAACAGAUGUGCCAUAGCUCAUUAGACUGAUAGUAUGCUAGCUAGACAUCUACACCACAAACACUAUUACAAUGCAAUGUGCAUUUCAUCCUAAUUUCAGAGUAAUACUAAUUCAUACAAUGUUUCACUCUUUGUUCAGUGCAUACACAAUAUUUGCAUCCUUUUUUAAUGCAUAUAUUAUUUUUUUGUAGGCAGCACUCAAGGGUUUGGAUAUUACACUGUUGACAGGCAGUUCUGAAAACAUGAGUGCAAAGGAAAAAAGAAAUAAAGAUUGUUUGACACUU